Molecule: messenger RNA, 1986 nt
Organism: Huiozyma naganishii CBS 8797
Lineage: Eukaryota; Fungi; Ascomycota; Saccharomycetes; Saccharomycetales; Saccharomycetaceae
Exons: 1
Coding region: 1-1986 (661 amino acids)
Biological process (GO): siRNA processing
Cellular component (GO): cytoplasm; RISC complex; nucleus
Molecular function (GO): ribonuclease III activity; RNA binding
Source: RefSeq, a predicted model, not a curated record
AUGUCUGCUGUAGUCCCACCAGAUAAUGCAAGUGGCGCGGCCCUGCUCGCUGCAGGCGGAGCGCGGUCGCCCGCGGACAACGUCAGACGGUUCUUCAAGUUGCAGAGCGCGUGCGCUGCGUUGCUCGAGGCAGCACGGACCGUUUACGAGUGCAGCUUCCCCACUGGGGAGUUGAAAACGAUGGGCUCAAAGAGUGGUGAUCCGCUCUCCGAGGCGAUCGCUGCGAGCCCUGCAGCGCAGAUCGGCUCGUACCUCGUCGAGAAUCGCGAAGCACUCGACUUGGAACACAUGUUCGAGGUGUUCCGCUUUGACGCGAACGAGUCACCCGUGCACUGUUUCAUCCAGUACCCAGUUGUCUCUGAUGCGCAGCUGGAGAACCUCGCCUUCGUACACCGAAGUUUCCCGAACAUGAAUGUUCACCUCUCCGCGGCAGAGCGAACCGUGAUGUCAAAUGAGCGACUCGAGUUCCUCGGGGACAGUUGGCUCGGCGCCAUCGUCGCUUACUUUCUGUACAAGAAGUACCCAUACGCGAAUGAGGGCGCGCUCUCGCGGAUGAAGUCUGCCAUCGUCAACAACAAUAACCUGGAGAAGAUAUGCUCGCGGCUUGGGUUCAAGCAGCGACUCAGGGCGAACGUCCCCGGGUACAAGAUGAAAAUACGAGACAGCUUCUCCAAGUACCACGCUGACGUCGUCGAGGCGUACAUCGGAGCAUUUGUCGUUGACAGGUUUAAGACCGAGUUCCAAGAACUAGCAGAUUGGAUCGAGAAACUCUCAGAGGAGCAGUUACAACUCUUCGGACCCGAAAUGCUCAACACCCCGCUGAACAAGAACGCCAAGGGAGAGCUUGCAGAGCUCCUCCAGUUUAACAAAACUGGUGGAAAGCUUACCUACAGGAGAAUGACACAGACGUCCCCCUUUAAGGUCCAGGCGCUUUUGGGAAAUAUUGUCCUCUCCGAGGGCAGCGGCGCUAACGUCAAGGACGCGGAGCGCAGGGCAGCCAUGGCAGCUCUCGACAAACCGGAACUAAUAGCCAAGUACUCGCUGUUCGAUAUUGUCCCUAACGAGUCUGAAGAGAAUCCUGUUGAACAGCUUCCAGAUUCCAACAUGAAUCCCGCGUAUGUGAAAUACGGUAGCAGUGAUGGCAGCGGCCACCACGUGGAGAGUUCCAGCAACGAGGAAGAUUCCAGUAGCGAGGAAAGCUCCAGUAGCGAGGAGAGUUCCAGCACUGAAGAGAGCUCCGAUGACGAGGAGAGUGUCCUUGAUGACCAACCUCCUGUCGUUCCUAUCCAGGAAACAAAAUCCCCACUCGAUAUGGAGCAGUUCAAAAAAGAUCUUAUGAGCAAGAUGGAUGUCAUUGUGAGCUCCAUUUUCACCGAAGCGUUGAAGAAUUCGUCAGUGCAAGAUACAAACGGUAAACCGAGCAAUAAUGUUCCAGGGAUAGACACUGAUGGGUUCUCAGCCGUUCCGAAUCAUUCGCAAUCUGGAGUCGCAAACACCAAUCUACCUAGAACUGAGAAGAAUUACUUGGACACAGGUGUCAAUGCUGCGAAACCAAAAAUGCCGCCAUUGAAGCCGAUGCCGAAACUGGUAUCUCCGUUUGAUAAGCAACAGGCCACGACAACGGGGCUUCCCAUGAAAUUGCAGACACACCAACCAAAAGUCGCAAAUAUGUCUCCUCCACUCCCAUCCCCAAUGCAAACACUGAACCAGUAUAACACAGAGAAUAAAGUGGGCCCCCAAGAGCGACCAAAUGCGUUUGGACCUUUAAUGGCUGCUCGCGAUCUGUAUACUCUGUUGAAUCAACACCACCGUUUCCCUGACUAUAAGAUCCUCCCAACUGCAGAUGGAGGUUUCAAAGCGAGGUGCUUUGUGAAGGGGACAGCUAUCAUGCUGGGCGAGGGCACUGGGAGAACAAAGAAAGAGGCUAAACAGGUCGCAGCAGCGAAGGCUCUGAAGGGCGCCGCACUCCGUAGCAUUAGAACUUAG